Molecule: messenger RNA, 630 nt
Organism: Didymodactylos carnosus
Lineage: Eukaryota; Metazoa; Rotifera; Eurotatoria; Philodinida; Philodinidae
Source: the annotation of a GenBank genome assembly
AUGAAAACUGUGUCGUCAUGGAAAAAGCGAUUUGUUCUUUUUGGUAUUCCCACUAAUAUGAAAAUUAUUCCACUUAACGUUGGCGGUGCCUACUUAAUUGAAUGUGAUCGAUACAAAGAUAAUCGUGGUUUCUUUCAAGAAUUAUAUCAUGAUAAUAAAUAUCCAGAUGGAAUACAAAAUUGUGCCCAAGUAUCGUUUUCUGAAUCCGGAAAAAAUGUAUUUCGUGGUAUUCAUUGUAGUCAAUAUAAUAAAAUUGUUAUGUGUAUGAGAGGAAGAAUACUAGACAUAUGUAUUGAUUUAAUCGAAACAUCUCCAACAUAUCUUCAAUAUUGUACUGUUAUAUUAGAUGAAAAUAAAUCACAACAAGUAAAUAUACCACCUGGAUGUGGCCAUGCAUAUUUCACUUUAGAAGACCAUUCAUAUAUUAUUUAUAUUCAAGGAGGUACAUUUAAUGAAGUAGAUGAAAUGGAUGUUAAUUAUAAAGAUCCUAAAAUUAAUUUACAAAUUCAUGAAUUACAACAGAAUCAAAUAAUUAUUUCAGAUAAAGAUAACAAUGCACCAAUGUUAGAUGAAGCUAGGAAAAAAUGGAAUGAAAGACAUUCUAUUCUUCGAAAUGUUGAAAAGAAAUAA